Populus nigra (black poplar) is the source of this 1192-nucleotide messenger RNA. Its product is annotated as protein MIZU-KUSSEI 1-like. The record is from RefSeq and is a predicted model, not a curated record. Bases 14 to 802 code for a protein of 262 amino acids. The transcript has a single exon. Gene Ontology annotation, biological process: hydrotropism. Lineage: Eukaryota; Viridiplantae; Streptophyta; Magnoliopsida; Malpighiales; Salicaceae.
ACAAGCCUCCAUCAUGCCAACCCCGCCAUCAACCCCACCAUAUCCUCUCACGCCGGUACAGACUCGGUCCCGGUCGCCAUCGACCUUUCCAUCUCCCCCAACCUCCCCGUCUUCUGGAAUGACGAACCCAAUGUCUCCAAUCCAGCCUGCUAUGUCCCUCCAUCAACCAAAUGGCAAGAAAGGUUCAUCAAAGCACAAUAAGAUAUUCCGCCGUGUCCGGGCUGUUUUCCGGUCAUUCCCUAUCAUCACUCCAGCAUGCAAGAUCCCCGUCUCGCUCCACGGAAACCGCCUCCAUGACGGGCACGUUGGUGGGACCCGCAUGACCGGAACCCUGUUUGGGCAUCGGAAAGCUAGGGUUAGUCUUGCCAUCCAAGAAAGCCCCGGGUCCCUACCUAUUUUAUUGCUUGAACUCACAAUUCCCACAGGAAAACUCCUUCAAGAUAUGGGAGUGGGGCUUGUUAGGAUUGCCUUGGAAUGCGAGAAGAAGGCAAAUGAUAAGACGAAGAUUGAGGACGAGCCGAUAUGGACAUUGUUUUGUAAUGGUAGAAAGUGUGGUUAUGCGGUCAAGAGAGAGCCAACCGAUGAAGAUUUAAAUGUAAUGCAAACCUUGCGUGUUGUCUCAAUGGGAGCUGGUGUAAUACCUACAGGAGAUGGAGCAGAUCAGCCUGCAGAUGGAGAAUUAACGUACAUGCGAGCAUUCUUUGAACGUGUGGCAGGGUCCAAAGACUCAGAGACCUAUUAUAUGUUGAAUCCUGAUGGAAACAAUGGACCAGAACUAAGCUUAUUCUUCGUCAGGAUUUGAUCAGAAAGGUAAGGCAAUGUUUGUGGACUAAUUCUAACGAUUGAGAUUAAUAGCUUCUGAUCCUUCUGCUGAAGGUUUACAGAGUUGAUCUUUUGGUGCAAAUGAAUUGGUAAGUUAUAGGUUAUGGGAAAAGUUCGAGAGCAAGAGAAUUAAGGGCAAGACAAAAUCUUCUGCUAUUGGAUUGGAGGGUGUCCUGGUUUCUGGGGGAGGAAGGGCUGAUCACUUUGUUUAAUUUGGGUGAUUAUUUUCAGGGAAUUUUUUCUUUUUUUCUUUUUGUUACAUUAAUUAAUACUUUUAGCUAGGGACUUAAUUUUAGGGUCGAGGGGACGUGAAAUCCCAGUAGAGAUCUUGUCAUGCCCUUUGAAAAAAGGCAGAAACAACCAUGUAAAA